Messenger RNA from Macadamia integrifolia, 1710 nucleotides. RefSeq names its product cytidine deaminase 1-like. The record is from RefSeq and is a predicted model, not a curated record. Gene Ontology annotation, cellular component: cytosol. The transcript has a single exon. The coding region runs from base 422 to 1417 and encodes 331 amino acids. Gene Ontology annotation, molecular function: cytidine deaminase activity; zinc ion binding. Lineage: Eukaryota; Viridiplantae; Streptophyta; Magnoliopsida; Proteales; Proteaceae.
UUGACAUAUAGUCUUAGACGUGUCUGUAUCUAAUUGAAAGAUGAUUGAAACAUGGAGGAUCCAAAUUCCAAUCUCCACUCUAUAUAUACCAUUCUUCCCACCUUCAAUUUCGCUUGCCUCCUUAUAGUACUCGACAUUUCAUGGGAUCUCCCACUUAUCUCUCCUCCUCUCUCUAGUCUCUCCCCCGUUGAUCUUAAUUUUUAAGUUCCCAUUACAAAGGGAAACAACAAAAACCAGAACCCAUUCCUUCCUCUCACUCACAGUCAAGUCUCCAUUACAAAGGAGAUCAUCAAAAACUUGGAAGCCAUUAUAUUACAUUAGACAGGUACCCGUUUCAUUUUGAACAUUUUGAGUUAUUAAAUCUUCUUCUUCUUCAAAUCUUUCAUGUUUCAUCCUUUCGGGGAGAUCUAGAGAGAAGGGUAUGAUCAGAAAAAUGGAGGGAAACCAAUUCGUGAUCGAAGCAGCGGAAGUGGAAUCAAUGGCGAAAGAAUCAGGGCUUUCCGUUCUGCAACUGCUACCAUCCCUCGUGAAAUCAGCCCAGAAACUGGCUAGGCCUCCAAUAUCAAAGUACCAUGUCGGAGCCAUAGGAUUAGGUUCCGAUGGCCGGAUCUUCCUGGGUGGGAACGUCGAGUUCCCAGGUCUUCCCCUUCAUCAUUCCAUCCACGCGGAGCAGUUCCUGGUAACCAACGCCGUCAUCCAUGGCGAGACACAAUUGAAAUACAUCGCCGUCUCAUCUGCUCCCUGCGGCCAUUGCCGUCAGUUCUUGCAGGAAAUUCGUGGCGCUUCCGAGAUGAAGAUCCUCGUCACCUCCACCGAGAAUGGCGGAGGAGACCAUCAAAAUGAUGAAGACGAAGCCUUCUCAUUCCUGCCUCUCUCCACCUUCCUCCCUCACCGAUUCGGCCCUGACGAUCUCCUCGAGAGCGAUGUCCCUUUACUCCUAGAGCCACGUCACAACGCUCUCGCUUUCAUCGACGGCGUCAACCACCACGUCGAGAACAACGUCAUCAACGGAGACGUCAACUGCAACAGCGAUGUUGCAGAUCACGAGAAAAAGUUGAAAUGUGCAGCCCUGGAGGCAGCCAACAAAUCACAUGCUCCCUACAGUGUGUGCCCCUCAGGGGUAGCCCUCAUGGACGUAGAGGGAAGAAUCUAUAAAGGGUCGUACAUGGAAUCAGCGGCGUAUAAUCCAAGCUUGGGACCCGUGCAGGCGGCGCUGGUGUCGUAUCUGGCGGCGAGUGGCGGAGGUGGGUAUGAUAGGAUCGUAGCUGGAGUGUUAGUGGAGAAGGAAGGAGCGGUAGUGGUACAAGACGGCACGGCACGGCUUCUUUUGCUCUCUGUUUCGCCCAGAUGUGAUUUUCGCGUAUUUCAUUGCCGAGCUUCUUCUUCUUCUUACAACUGUGAAAGGUUAUCCACUUAGAAUUUUUAUGGUGGCAACUUUUCUUUUUUCAUUUUUUUUUGUGAUUAGAAUGGUGUGAAGAAGAACUAAUUGACUGGUUAAUAUGAAACAGACAAGGAUCAAAAGUUACCCAUAUGGAUGGAUGAAAUGAGAUUCUCAGAAUCAAUCAUCUCUUCCUACUCUGGUGCUUUGACCCCUUUAAUUAUCAUUGAUGAUAUUUAUAAUUUAAUUAUAAUAGAUAAAAUUAAAUAUCUCUUUGAAUCUAAGGAUGAGAUUAAUGCAGAAACAGAUGGGAUUGUAUUAGAUUAUCUUUA